Messenger RNA from Physcomitrium patens, 1379 nucleotides. Lineage: Eukaryota; Viridiplantae; Streptophyta; Bryopsida; Funariales; Funariaceae. The record is from RefSeq and is a predicted model, not a curated record.
GCAAAAACAAAAUUUUGAUUGAAAUUUUAUUAAAAUUUUCAUGGAGCUGCGGUGGCAGUAGCAAAAACAACGGUGGUGUUAUCAGCAGUACCUUAAAAAAAUAAAAAGAUAAAAAAAACUACAUUUAGAGUAAACACAAAAUACGAUUCGAAAGGAAUGAGUAAGAGAGUGGGUGUCAGUUUCUCUGGAGCACGGCGCCCCUCGCCAUGGCGGGGAAUCACAACGCAUUGCGGAGCUCGUCGGCGUCGACGCCGCCCUCACUCAUUCCCACACUCAAACACACACACUCGCUUCAACAAACUCUAUCUCUCUCUGUCUCACGGUUGAAGCCACUAGUUGUAUGCCUGGACUCCAGUUGGGGUAGGUGGGUGAAUGGAUGGAUGGGUAGCAUGAAAUCUGCUUUCACUCACUCACUCACUCACUCUGUCACCCAGUUGCCAUGAAUCACCGCCAUCCCCACACAGGCACCACCCUGAUCAGAUCAGACCAGACCAGACCCUGGCAGAAUGAGAGAGAGUGCCAGACUGAGUUUCUCAGUACGGGUCCCCGUUUGUUGCUUCUCUUUCAGCGCGGUUUGACCGGAGAGUGAUAGUUGAUGUUGAUGUUGCUGUUGCUAGUGGAUGCCAGAUGGACAAGUGCAAUUGAUUCUGGGAUGGGGAGGACUUGCAAGGUUUGGGGGUUAAGUGUGGCCGCGUUACGACGGGAUCAGGUAGUGAGAUACCGUAGCGAUACGAGACGAUGGAUUUUAUGAUGUGUUGUGAGAAGACUGCAUUACCAAAUGCAACUGUUCUUGCCGCCGAUCUUGUGUUCCACCACUCCUACUCCACCAGUCACAGGGCUGAUGACUUGGCGAAGCCCGUGCAGCUCAUUUUGCCACUGUGCUUUUCUAUUCACUUUUGCUGCACUGAUUGCAACUUCAGCUGCCGCAUUUGCGCCCGAGAGCUGUUGCUGUAGAUCUUCACGGGCUCUGGGAGGUCCACAAGGCAUGUUCAUUGGAGGAGAGCAACUUGGGGGCGAUUCUCUGCUCAAAUUAGCUGCAUUGGCUGUGAGUCCAGAAACAAAUCGUCGUCUCCUGAAAUAUAAUAAUAUAUUGUCAGGCGUUGCACUGACAUCGCGCUAUUCAUGUCCAAGCUGCAGUUUAUCUAGGGUGUAUGUGCGGCUCAAUUCUGUGCUAAAUUUGACAGAAAUUCCUCUUGCUGAAUCGCUACAGUCCAACCCUUCUUGGACCACCGCCUGUUUUGGAGGAGGAGGAGGACGGAACCUCCAUUUUCUUUCUUUCCUAUUUUUGAAGAUUCCUGAAAUGCCCUGAAGGGGACAAACAGGAAAGCUCAUCAUGCAGCAUGAUUGCGAUCUGAUCGCUGGCGUUUCGCAAGCCAGGC